Messenger RNA from Cornus florida, 2339 nucleotides. RefSeq names its product protein NRT1/ PTR FAMILY 7.1-like. The transcript is spliced from 6 exons. Bases 191 to 2020 code for a protein of 609 amino acids. Gene Ontology annotation, molecular function: transmembrane transporter activity. The record is from RefSeq and is a predicted model, not a curated record. Lineage: Eukaryota; Viridiplantae; Streptophyta; Magnoliopsida; Cornales; Cornaceae. Gene Ontology annotation, biological process: transmembrane transport. Gene Ontology annotation, cellular component: membrane.
UAUUUGCCAACUUUCUUUCACCACUACUUUGCCGCUUUCUUUUGCCUCAAUAGUCUAUAGAAUCUCUUCUGGGCAUUACUUCAUUUUGUUCUGAGAAUUGGAUUACAAGUAUAUAUAUCUCACCUUUUUUUUUUCUUUUUAUAUCUCAUCCCAUAUCCUCACUUGUUUAUUUGUGUUUAGAAAUCAUCGAAUGUCUGCAAUGGACUCCCUUGAUGUCACCAAAGAGCCAGUGGCUAGAGAAGAAAAUAGUAGCCUCAUAGAAUCAAAAGCUGUUGAUACAAAGAAUAAUAAGAAUGAAAAGAAGCCAACCAAUUGUCUUCUAGGAGGCUGCAUUAAGAGGAAAAACACAGGAGGCUGGACUUCAGCAAUUCUCUUGCUAGUUAAUCAAGCCCUUGCAACCCUUGCUUUCUUUGGUGUUGGGGUGAACUUGGUCUUGUUCUUGAACCGAGUUAUUGGUCAAGACAAUGCCGAGUCUGCCAAUAACGUCAGCAAGUGGACUGGAACUGUUUAUUUGUGUUCGUUAAUAGGAGCGUUCCUCAGUGAUUCUUACUGGGGCCGUUACUUGACCUGUGCGGUGUUUCAAGUGGUUUUUGUGCUGGGUUUGACGCUGUUAUCACUCGUCUCCUGGCUUUUCUUGAUCAAACCUGAGGGUUGUGGUGAUGGUGAACAACUGUGCUGGCCCUCUUCUUCAAUUGGAAUAGCCAUAUUUUACUUGGCUAUGUACUUAGUGGCCUUUGGGUAUGGGGGGCACCAACCCACCGUAGCCACCUUUGGAGCAGACCAAUUCGGUGAGGCCAGCCUUAAUGACAAGAGUUCCAGAGAGGCUUUCUUCUGCUAUUUCUAUUUUGCACUCAACGUUGGGUCCCUAUUCUCAAAUACCAUUUUGGUCUAUUACGAGGACAAUGGUAAAUGGACACUGGGAUUUUGGGUGUCUACAGGGUCUGCUAUUUUAGCCCUAUUGUUAUUUUUGAUGGGAUCACGUGGUUAUGGAUAUGUUCAACCUUGUGGCAAUCCUUUACCUCGCGUUGCUCAAGUGUUCGUUGCUGCAUCUCGGAAAUGGAAUGUGACUCUGGCCCAGGGGAAUGACUUGUAUGAGGUGGAUGGCUCAGAGUCUGCAAUCAAAGGGAGUAGGAAGAUUCAUCACAGCAAUGAGUUUGAGUGUUUAGACAAGGCUGCAAUAAUGACAGAGGAAGACAAACUUGGCCCCCAAAACCCAUGGAGGGUUUGCACUGUGACUCAAGUUGAAGAAGCCAAAUGUAUUAUAAGAAUGCUGCCCAUUUGGCUCUGCACCAUCAUAUACUCGGUUGUUUUCACUCAAAUGGCUUCACUCUUUGUUGAGCAAGGUGCAGUUAUGGACUGCAACAUAGGGAAGUUCCACCUUCCAGCCGCGAGCAUGUCUGCGUUUGACAUCUGCAGUGUUCUUCUUUGCACUGGCAUAUACCGGCAAAUCCUGGUUCCACUAGCAAACAAGUUAAGUGGAAACCCUAAAGGCUUAACUGAGCUCCAAAGAAUGGGUGUCGGUCUUAUCAUAGGAAUGCUAGCCAUGGUUGCAGCCGGUCUCACUGAGAUUGAAAGGCUCAAAAAGGUCACCCCCAAUAUGCACUACAGCUCUUUAAGCGUGUUUUGGCAAAUCCCACAAUAUGUUCUUGUUGGGGCUUCCGAGGUUUUCAUGUACGUUGGUCAACUGGAGUUCUUCAAUGGGCAAGCCCCGGAUGGGAUAAAGAGCUUUGGAAGCUCACUAUGUAUGGCAUCAAUUUCUCUUGGCAAUUAUGUCAGUAGCAUGCUUGUUAACAUGGUGAUGAGGAUCACAGCGAAAGGAAACAGCCCAGGUUGGAUCCCAGAGAACCUAAAUAAUGGUCACAUGGACAGGUUUUACUUCCUGAUCGCGGCACUAACAGCAGCUGAUCUUGUGGUUUAUGUGUUCUGUGCUAAGUGGUACAAGUGCAUCAACGUGGAGCAAAGCGAAAAACAGUAUCAGAAGGAAGGGCAAGAAGAAGAAGUUGUUAUCAGUAGAGUCUAACAACACUGUAUGUGCCUUUGACAUUCAACAAAAUUAUGCAGUUUUAGGAUUUCAUUUGGAGAGUGAACUCAAAUCUCAUUGCAACAUGAAUUUUCUGUGUUUGUUGAAAGGCAUACAAUUUCCUUCAACUCCUAAAAUUUCUAGGAUAAUGAUUCAUUUUCUGUGAUGUCAAGAAUUCCUUGAUAUCUAUGGUUGGUAGAAUUUGAUCUGGUUAGCAGAUUCAAAAAGAUUUAAUUGUUUUUCUUUUCUUCUUUUUUUUUAUAUGGCUUUUGUUUAGACUGUUAUGGAAUAAAUAACAUUCAUGUGACUUUUUAGCUUU